Molecule: messenger RNA, 3289 nt
Organism: Hymenoscyphus albidus
Lineage: Eukaryota; Fungi; Ascomycota; Leotiomycetes; Helotiales; Helotiaceae
Source: the annotation of a GenBank genome assembly
AGUAUCUGUAGACUACCUAUACACCCCACUAUACUGAACCCUACUAUCCACGGGUACGGAGAUACCUAACAGCCUGCGACACAACCCCAUACUAUUUCAAUACACACACUACCGAACCCACGCUACUCCGUACUUUUCCUUCGUACUCAACCAGGCUACCCAUCGCACUCGCGCCCGCACCUACACCUGCACCCACCAAACCCAGUACCACCAGUGCAUUCUAGUGGAUACACCACACCCAUAGCCUACAGGCGUUCCUGCCUACCUGGGACUCGAUACUUUUCCUCAUCGAAUUUCUACACAUCCGCGCUAAUCCUUCCGCUUUGGUCCACUAAAUUUGUAUGUCGCCUGUCUGGUAAUGCUGAACCCUCGCCCUCCUCCUCUUAGCCCUCAUCAUUCGCGCGGCGUCUGCAUCGUGUGCAUCACUUCCAGCGCCAGCCCUUCCCGUCUCCCCAUCGCUCCCUCAACACAAUAUUACAAGGACCACCUCCCUACGACCUCUUGACCUCAUUCUCUCCGUACUCGUACUCUGUACAUCUAGACCCAACAACACCUGCCAGCAGGCUCUAGUCUUCAAGCACGAGCACCCAUCGUCUCGCCCAUCCAGACUCCAGACUACCGACUCCAGACUCCAGACGAGUCCAGCCUGCGAAAGCAGAGUCGAUUCGAGUCCAGUCCCCCCCUCCAGUCCCCUCCAGUCCCGUCUCGUCCAAUCCUGCCAGAAAAUAGCACCGUACCGUACCGUACCGCCUGCGCGGACGCUGACCUACCGCCCUGGACAAACUUCGCCCUUUCUCAGAUCGGAGUCUUGGUUGCAGCCCUUGGUCGCUUUAUCUACGUCACCGCAUCCUCUGUCCCGACACAAUCCCGACCGAGGGUGCUCACAUCCCAAAAGAGCCGCCGUCUCUGGCCUGGCCCAGAACAUCCCAUCGCUUCGACAAAGCUUCCUAUGACGGUCGACUGAACCUCAACUUUACUAGAGGCGGCCCAUGAUGGAGAAAGGAGGUGACAUGGGGACGCCAAACAGUUCGAGCGACUUUGUGAGUUUGAAAUCAAAAUCCAACCCUGGCUAGACGGUCUACCGUACCCCAACUGGCCCAGAUGUACCUCUUUCCAACUAACCAUGCCUUUAGGUUCGCAAAUUAUACAAGUAAGAAGUCACCGUCGCCGCUAUCAACAGUAGUCAGCACCACUAGUUGAUUUGACCCACUGACAUGUUGUAAUGUAGAAUGUUAGAGGACCCCUCCUACGAUUCCAUUGUACGUUGGGGCGAGGGUGGUGAGAGUUUUGUCGUUCUCGAGGUAUGAAUCGCCACCAAGAAAAACAUCCCCACCAAGAACUAACACCUUUGCAGAAUGAAAAGUUUACCAAGACCAUCCUGCCCAAGCACUUCAAGCAUAGCAAUUUCGCAAGUUUCGUUCGCCAGUUAAACAAGUACGAUUUUCACAAGGUUAGACAGAACAAUGAAGACAAUGUUCCAUCUCCAUACGGUCCUAGUGUCAGUAUUUGUCCAUCCUCCUCCCAUCCAACAACCAAACUAAUGGCAAAGUAGGCAUGGGAAUUCAAACAUCCCGAAUUCCAAGCCAACAAGAAAGAUUCCUUAGAUAACAUCAGGCGAAAAGCACCCGCUCCACGAAAGUCUGCCCAAACCUCCGAAGACUCGUAUCCUUCCCAGCAAAUAGAUCUCAUCAAUAUUCAGUUAACGGCCACUCAGCAACAACUCGAGCAUUUAUCCGAAAGAUACCAAGAUCUUGCUCAAGGCCAUGUGGUGUUGUUGCAACAAGUCGUUGCCAUGCAAAACCUCAUCAAGAAUCACGAUGGGGCAAUGCGGAAUGUGAUGGGCUUCUUGCACGGGGUCGAUGAUCAGAGGCGCAACAGUAAAGUGACGGGUCCAUGUGGAAAUGAUGUGGGAGGGAUCAGUACUGGCGAAUCGCUUUCGAACGAUCGGGCGGUGGAUGAUCAUCCAGCAUCUCCUUUACAAAAAGCAUCCGCAUUACUGGGGCAAUACUCGGCAGAGAAUUUGCCCAACCGAGAGUUGGAGCAGAUGACACAUGAACACCAUCUACGCGCCGAUUACUCGACUCCUCCAAACGAGCAGCAUGUGACUACAAGUUUGCCAACUCAGGGGAAUGCUACCAGUGCUCCAAUGGGUCAUCCGUCAGCCACUGAUGUAGAGAAUAUGGUUUAUCCGGUAGGGCACACCAACGGAAUCGAUCCCAUUGAUAGCGAACACAUCAACAAUAUUCCUUAUUCACUUCCAGCGGGUGGAAUGAUGAAUGUAAACCCAAUGCCAGAAAUUCAACCUGAAGAAGAUUCGACCUCCAAUCGAAAGAAGAGUUUGAUGGAACCCAUAUGGGGGAUCAAUAAACCACGAGUACUACUGGUGGAGGAUGACAGGAUGUGUGCGAAGAUUGGGUCCAAAUUUCUCCAAAUGUACGAAUGUGGGGUAGAGAUAGCCGUAAGUUAAGGUCCCUUGAGGUUCUUGGUGUGAGGGACUAAUCUUAUAACAGAGAGAUGGGCUUGAGGCUGUGAACAAAAUGAAUAAUGGUGGCGACCAAUUCGAUUUGAUUCUCAUGGAUAUUAUCAUGCCUAAUUUAGAUGGUGUCUCUGCCACGGUUUGUAUACGAGACCUAAGACCCAACAUUCCGAUUAUAGCCAUGACAUCCAACAUAAGGGCCGAUGAUAUAGACAUGUAUUUCCGAUAUGGUAAGUGGAUGUCAGAAAGUCUUUGGAACAGUUCUAACCUGAAAUAGGAAUGAAUGAUGUAUUACCAAAACCAUUCACCAAAGAAGGCAUGCUCAAGUCACUUCAAAAGCAUUUACCAUCUUUCCUCAAAACCGCAAACCCCCAAUUUCCGAAUUCGACGCAAAUGCCACAAACCAUUGGAUUUUCAUCAUCCAGUAACUCCUCACAUCCACCACUUGGCUUGAACCUGGGACAAUUAUCAGCUACGCAAUCCAUGAAAGACGAGACAUCUCCAGGAAAAUCUCCGGCCACUGUUGCAUCCUGGCAUUCACCAAACACGAUACCUGGUCCAUCGCCGGAUGGAAAUGCACCCGUGGGGUAUCAUAUGCAACCCAUGAGGGAAAGCCCUUACGCGAUGACUCCUACGCAACCUACACAUCCUCAACCUGCUUAUCCGCCUCCACAAAACUCACCGCUGGGGCCUCCGAGGGGUGUUGCACCACAUCGAAGGGUUAUGUCGGAUAUGAGCUCGGGUGGGGUGAGUGAUGAGCAUGAUGUUAAGAGGCAGAGAAUGUAUCCUGCUCCUGGGGGGUAUCAGCAAUAA